Messenger RNA from Iphiclides podalirius (scarce swallowtail), 4965 nucleotides. The record is from the annotation of a GenBank genome assembly. NCBI's taxonomy places the organism in Eukaryota, Metazoa, Arthropoda, Insecta, Lepidoptera, Papilionidae.
AUGCCCCCUGUUAAUUCUAAAGCAAAGAAGAAUGGCGCUGAAUAUGAGAACAUUCUUGCUAAUAAAUGCUCAGUUCUAGACUUUGAACAAUAUAUUCAAGAGAAUAAAACUUUAUUGCUCAAUGAUCCACUGAGAGAUAUUUUACUCUAUCCAACUGAUGAUGUCUCCAGUGUAGUUCUACCUCGACGGUGGAGAACCGUGACUACAGCUGUUCCAGAUGUCCGAACUGCAUCAACCUGUCCACUGCUAACUAGACAAGCCCUGCUGAGUUAUGCUUCAAGCUGGAACCUUAUACAUUACAAGUACAAUAGCUACUCUGGAACAUAUCUCAAUUUGCCAAGACCCAUCGACAAUAAAUCGAGCGAGGAAGUGUACGACAUUGAUGCGGAAAGCGAAAGCGAUCAUGAAGCUCAAGCAACCAAAGUGGACAUUGGUACCAAAGAAGGGUACCUUCUCAAGGGACCCGAAAUCGGCUCAGAUAGGAUAUUCAGCAACCUCGCCUCCAAAUCAUUUAAGAAACGAUAUUGUUCAAUGGUCAGGGAGGCCGACGGCGCCUACAUACUCGAGGUGUACAAAGACGAAAAGAAAACCGACACAAAACUCACUAUUGUUAUGGAUUUCUGCUCCGAUGUUGUUAAAAACGCAAAACGUGGACGGUUCUGUUUUGAACUUCGAAUGGCGGGCAACAAAGGCUACACGUUUGCAACGGAAAACGAGGAAGAUAUGAACGAAUGGAUAAACGCGUUCAAGGCCGCUCUAAAAAAGAACAGCCAGGAAAAUCAGCAUACAGAAGAAGUGUUAGAUAAAGAUGCCGAUGUUUCGCUCACGGCCGACCCCCCUCCCCCGACCUACGGGACUCUGAAAGGCCUGGAGCACAGCAUGAAUCCACUGCUGAUGCGCUAUUCCCGGGAGACCGACAUGUCCAUAGCGGCGGCGAGGAACGAAUGCCGCUCCAACAUCUUCUACCUGCCCUACAAGCGGACACCGUCGCCUGAGCCACAGCUGGAACCUUUCAAGGAACACUUCGGCCAGAGGAUCUUGCUCAAGUGCGAGAGCCUCAAGUUCCGGCUGCAGGCGCCGAUAGAUGGCGACAGGGAGCUGCUGUGCCAAGUGGAGCCCUACUUCACCCACCUGGCGCUGUACGACGCGCGCAGCGGCAAGAAGCUCACCGAGGACUUCCACUUCGACCUGAACCACGCGGCGGUGGCCGAUCUAGUCAAGGACGCGGAGUGCACCGGCUCGCUGGUGGAGAACUUCAGCUACGACGUCAAGUUGGACGUGAGGCAGAUACCCGAGGAGUGGUUCAGAUCCAAGAAGCAGGUGGUGCUGUCAGUGAAUAAUCCCCAUCCAGAGCUAUUUAUAGUCGUGAAGAUCGACAAAAUCCUACAAGGUCACGUGAGCCAAGUACUUGAACCGUACCUCAAAGCGACUAAAGACCCUCGAUUGGGCCUCAAAGUCCAUAAAACAGUACAGGCGUAUGCAAAUCGUGUGGGAAACUACAGGAUGCCUUUCGCUUGGGCCGCAAAACCUUUGUUCAGGCUUUACAGCAAUGACUUGGACACUACGCCCGAAUUUCCCGCCAUAUACCGUCAAGAGCCAAAUAAGAUGUCCGACGAUGAUCUGAUGAAGAUCCUGUCGGAUUACAGAAAGCCGGAAAAGCUGUCGAAACUCACAGUGGUGCCUGGUUGGCUAAGCAUCAAUAUACAGCACAGCAACGAACCCAUACCAAACUGUAUGACAAGCUCGUACGCUGCGUUGAAGCCGUUCCCACUGCCGCCCACAGCCCCGCUGACAUUAGAGCUGGCAACACUGAACGUAGAGCCGGAGCAACCGUACGCAGCGUACAUACAUCACUUAUACGUUAGGCCUUUAUAUUUGGUCUUCGAGUCACAAAAGAUGUUUGCUAGAGCGAGGAACAUUGCUUGCUCAAUCGAAUUGAAGGAAAACGAUACUGGCGACAAUAAACCUUUACAGGUGAUAUACGGGCGUACGGGCAUGAUAUCCCAAUAUCGCUGCUCAGUUUUACACCACAACGCGAAUCCGAGUUGGUGCGACGAGGCCAAAAUACGACUCCCUGCUACUCUCACUUCCAAGCAUCACCUGCUAUUCACCUUCCAUCACAUAUCCUGCGAUCUCACUAAGAAAAAUGAAACCAACGUUGAAACAUGUAUUGGGUAUGCUUGGGUGCCGCUAAUGAAAAAUGAUAAACUGGUUGAAGAGAUAGUUAAUUUGCCUAUCGCCACUCACCUACCUUCCGGUUACCUAUCGAUUCAACCACUUGGACUUGGUAAAGGGUACACGGGCCCGGAAGUGGCGUGGGUGGAGGGCGAGAAGCAGCUGUUCCGCUGCCAGCUGGUGCUGGACUCGACGGUGGUGACGAGGGACGCGCAGCUGCACAACCUGUUCGGGCAGGCGGAGCGGCUCGCGAGCAGCGGCCACCCGCCCGCCUCGCCCUCGCCGCCGCUCUGGAGCGACGUUGCCAACGCGCUCAAGGCCGCGCACGCCAUCAAGCUCAGCUCCCUCGUCGCCUUCCUGCCCACCAUCCUCAACCAGCUCUUCGAACUUAUGACGAUAGAAAAAGGCUAUUCCCAUGACAUGGGCUAUCAGAUCGUGAAAUUAAUAGUGCAUUACGUCCACAUGAUACAUGAUUAUGGAAGAAAAGAUUUACUCGAUAGUUACGUCAAGUAUGUGUUUAACUGCGUCGAGUUCAAAUUACACACUGUGCUCACUGCACCGCUCCAUAUGUUUGUUGAUCCUAAUCAGCAAGAUUUCCUGCUCGGACAAAAGUUCAUGCAAUACUCAAACUUCUUCUUUGAUAUAAUAAUCAAAAGCAUGGCGCAAUAUUUAAUCAAUACCGGAAGGAUAAAGAUGUCAAGGCACGAAAGGUUUCACGCCGAUUUAUUAGAGAACAUUGAUAAAUUGGUUUCCCAAGUAGAACCAUCAUACAUAUUGCAACAACCCAUGCAAACUCAUAUAUUCAAUAAAAACCUCGCUUUGUUCUUAAAGGCAUUGUUCGAUUUCAAAUUUACAUUUCUACAAACGAUAUGCUCACAUGAACACUUUGUGCCUUUCAACUUGCCACUACAAGCGAAUAAACUUUUCAAAGAGUCUGAUGAAGAUCCAGCAAAAAUGCGGCUAACUGAUGACUUUAUGAUGAGGCAUUUCCUUGCUGGGAUACUCUUAAAACAGAUCGAGCAGUCGCUGCGAGAGGCGCCGCAGAAGAGGCGCACCGCGCUGGGCGUGCUGCGCGCGCUGCUCACCAAGCACGAGCACGACGACCGCUACCGCACGCGGCAGGCGCGCGCCCGCCUCGCCCACCUCUACGGGCCCUGGCUCACCAUCGUACUAGAUAAUUCCCAUCGCUUAGUGACGAAAUCGCUCGCCAGUCCAGUAAUAGAGAACAGCGAGGAUAGAGUAGACGGCGACGCGACAGUCACUUCCAUUCUCAACAGCACUCAAAAGGAAGCCGCUUCAGCCAAUAGCACCCCUCGGAGGAAUCGAUUGACCUUGCAUUUUGACCACACGCCUGUCAGGACCUCGGCGCAUUUCAAGGACCCACCGAACAUGCAAUCUACCAACAUGUAUGGAAAAGAUAGCACGAAUAACAUGUCACAAAGCUCCCUGGAGUCCGUGUCUACGAUGUCUGGUGGGGAUUCCCUUCCUAGGAACACGAAGUUGGACUUGAGCGACAUUGGCGAUCAGGUCAACCGAUUUGGUGUGAUGUCCCCGGAGGAGGUCCGCGACGUGCUUUUAUGUUUCCUUUUCGUCUUGAAAUAUUUGGACGAAGACAGACUGAUUGAAUGGUGGAAGACUCAUUCACCGGCGCAGCAGCAAGCGUUCUUUAACGUGUUAGAAAUUUGCGCGGAACAGUUUCAAUACGUCGGCAGAAAAAAGAUUCUAUCAGAGUUGAAAGUCACUACGCCCAAUUGUAACGGGAAACCGAAGCCGGUGAAGGCAAGAACGCUACCGGCCAGGAUGAGCCCGCCCGAUUUCUCCAAAGAACCGCCCAUAAUCGUGGAGAAGAACAACACCGUUAACCGAGAGAAUCUCGUCAACACCACUGUCACUACAGAGCUGGAGGCGAUAUCGGAGCACGCGGUGCUGUCGGCCGGCUGGCUGGCGACGGAGGUGGGCCUGGUGGUGGUGGACCGCGCGUGCCUGUUCAUGAAGCACGUGGGCGUGGCGGAGGGCGGCGCCGCCAGGCCCUACCUGCGCCUGCUGCAGCUGCCGCAGAGCGAGACCCUGUACAGGCACCUCUUCGCCGCACUCAGGGCCUACAUCAACCAGUUCUCGGAGACGCUGUUCGAAGGCGGUAGCACACUCUGCGCCGGCGUGGUGCGGUCUGUGGUGAAGCUGUGCGAGGCGAGGGCUGCUUGGCUGCGUCGAGAGGCGGCCGCCACGCUAUACCUGCUGAUGCGCGCCAACUUCCAGCACGGGAAAGGCGGGAACCUCACCAGGGUCCACCUUCAGGUUAUAAUUGCUAUAUCGAAACUUCUCGACACGUCAACCGCAAUCAACUGUAAACGUUUCCAAGAAUCACUGUCUGUCAUCAACUGCUUCGCAACCGGAGAUAAAGCCAUGAAGGGGACUGGAUUAUCAAGCGAAGUGGCAGAGCUGAUGCGACGCGUACGCACCGUGGUGGGCGCUCGUGCGCGAUUGGCUGGGGUCGGAGGUGGCGCAGGAACGGCGGGCGGUAGCGUCCAGCUGGCCGAGCUGCAGCACGCGCUAGCGGCGUCGUGCCGCGCUACGCCGCGCCUACGCCACGCCUGGUUGGCUACGCUCGCCGACCACAACGCGCGCCAAUCCGACCACGACGAGGCCAUGUGCUGCCAACUUCACAUCGCAGCCCUCAUAGCGGAGUAUUUGAAGCAGCGCGGCACCCAGAGCUGGGGUGCCGAGGCGUUCACGGAAAUAUCCAUGAACAUUCCACGCGACGAGACCGGCCUCAAAAUCGACGAAGGUAAG